This is a messenger RNA of Fusarium sp. VM40, 960 nucleotides long. NCBI's taxonomy places the organism in Eukaryota, Fungi, Ascomycota, Sordariomycetes, Hypocreales, Nectriaceae. The record is from the annotation of a GenBank genome assembly.
AUGCCGCCCCGCAAAUCCAACUCGCGUAAGAGCGAUACCUCUACCGCACGCUUUGUACCAAUGGACGAUGCCUCCCCCCUCGGACAAAGUCCAGCACCCGCACCCGCACCUACACCAGCUGAUGCCUCUGUAACCACGCAAGUACCUGCAUCCGCAUCGGCACCCGAAUCAGCUUCAGUACCUGCGUCCACAGUUGUUGAGAAUGCCGGCACCGAGGCUGAAGCUGCAGAGAGAUCUUCUCCGGUGCAGACAUCUGACAAGAAGGAUAAGGAUAAGGACAAGGACAAGGAGUCUAAGGAGCCUAAAGAGCACACCACUAUUGAAGAUCUGACCCUUCCCAAAUCCAUAAUAACACGGCUGUCCAAGGGCGUUCUACCCCCAAACACACAAAUCCAGGCCAACGCUAUUAUGGCCCUGAGCCAGAGCACCACAGUGUUUAUCAACUACCUAGCCUCACAUGCCAAUGAGAACACCGUGAAUGCCGGCAAGAAGACAAUCUCCCCCGCAGAUGUUUUCAAAGCCCUUGAGGAGACCGAGUUUGCUUUCCUCAAAGAGCCUCUCGAAGCCGAAUUUGCCAAGUUCAACGCCAUCCAGACCGAGAAACGCACAUCAUACCGUCAAAAGGUCCGCGCCAAGAAGUCGGACGGUCCGGACACCGAUAUGCCAGACACUUCCCACGUCGAGACUGAUGCAGACGGGGAUACGACCAUCGCCUCGACAGGCCCCCUCGCCAAGCGUCCCCGUGUCGAGUCUGGAAACGCCGAGGUCGAAGAGGAUGCCGUGACGGAGGAUGAGGUAGAAAUCCCUGAAGAUUCUGAUGUCGAUGUCGAAGCAGACGAGGAGGAAGAUGAGGGCGAGGGCGAGGGAGAAGCCAGUGGCGACGACACACAGGAUGCCCUCGAGCUUAAGGAAGGGAAAGACGAGAGGGAUGAGGCCUUGGAUGGAGAUGAGAGUGAUUAG